Lotus japonicus is the source of this 615-nucleotide messenger RNA. Its product is annotated as thioredoxin-like 3-3. The transcript has 3 exons. The record is from RefSeq and is a predicted model, not a curated record. NCBI's taxonomy places the organism in Eukaryota, Viridiplantae, Streptophyta, Magnoliopsida, Fabales, Fabaceae. The coding region runs from base 93 to 512 and encodes 139 amino acids.
UCUAAUCCCGGAGAAAUAGGAGUGUGGUAGGGUAAUGGUAGUUGAAUUGAAGUUGGGGCUGAUAAAACAACCAAAAAUUGAGGGAAGCAAGCAUGGGAAUCAGUAUGAGUAUGAGUAUGAGUAGGAACGAAGAAGACAAGUCAAAGAAAGGGUUGGAAGCCACUGCCAUAGGUUUACCCACCAACCGCCAUGCCAACCUGAAAAGCGCUUCCGGCGACGACGACUUCACCGACAUCCUCACACACAUCAAAUCCUCCAAAUCUCCAGCUGUUAUCAAUUAUGGCGCUUCUUGGUGUCGUGUUUGUAGCCAAAUUCUCCCUGCAUUCUGCAGACUGAGCAAUGAUUUCCCAAAGCUUUCCUUUAUAUACGCCGACAUUGAUGAGUGCCCGGAAACAACUCAGCACAUUCGAUACACCCCGACCUUCCAAUUUUUCCGAGAUGGUGAAAAGGUAGAUGAAAUGUAUGGCACUGGAGAACAGAGGCUGCGUGAUCGCCUGUGGUUGCACUCUUGAGACAUUUAAGAGAUAAAAUUAUGUUUGCAAUUUUCACAGUAGAUGUAACAUUGUCACUUCAACAUUUCAGUGAAUGAAUGCCAGAUUAGAGCCUAAUUCGUCA